AUGAUAUGGCGUUCGGUGUUCAGCUCAACACAUGCGUCCCCAUUCCGUCCCGCAAACGCCGCCGAUGCUGUUCGCCUGCGGGAGACGUGCGCUGCCCGACACGCAAACACCGCCCAGUGGAUGGACAGCCAGUACUUGGCCGGUGUUUCGGGAUAUCACGUCAGUGGGGUGCAGUCCGGUGCAUGCUCUGCGAUAUCAACAGCUAGUGGUGGUGGGAUGUCGGUAAUGUCCAGCAUGUCGCAAAUGUCUCUCGGCAAAAUGAGUCAGCUGAGCAUUUGCACACAGCUCACCGAACCUCAUUAUACUCAGGCACCUCCUUACCAAACCACUUCGGGUGCAUCAAGCGUGGAGAACAUCGAUCCGAGCAAUAUCUACGAGAUUAAUCGUCAAGUGAACACACUCAUCAUGAGUUUGCGGCAUGACGAUCCGGAGGUAGACGAAUGGCAUUUGCAGGAGGUCCGACGAAAAGCUGCCAAUUCGGUACAGAGCAUGGCACGACAACGGCUGCUAGCGAUGGUGAGCAACCACGCCACUCUACGGGAGCUGAUUUGCCACUUCCUGCAGUUCGUCCUCGAGCACACCAUCGAGCAGGACCGUUACAUUCAACAAAUUCUCGUCCACAUUAUUGCCAAAUACUUGCUGCCUGAUCAUCCAUUCACCGCAUGGACUGUCAUUGCGUUCACUGCUAUUUUGCGAAAGAAAGACUUGAGAGCUUUCCGAAGAAUGUGUCGAAAUGAAUAUUUUGUACAUCAACUGAUGGUCAUCCUCGCCUCAACUUCAACAUCUCAUAAAUCUCUAAUAAUCGACUCAAUUCGAAUGCUUAUAACACGGAAUUUGCCUUUAAAGGAGUAUUUUGUGCGUAGCAAAGGAAUGGCAAAGUUACUCGAGUUUAUGUCAUGCGAGCACGAAGAGAAAGUGUUACGAUCGAGCGCCACCACUCUUCUGACUCUGAUUUCUACGGAAUCAGCGAAGUACGGUAUCGAGUUCGUGCGAUUAGAAGGAGUGCAGGACAUUGGAAGCACGAUUGCGUCGGUACUGCAACUGAUGGGCGCUCACGAUCCGAUUCUCGUGAAUCACGGCACUGCAUUCUUGCUGAAUGUGUCAGCAAACAGCAUUCGGAACAAAGUGUCGAUGGUCGCUGCACAUGCCCCCGACACUCUGCUUAGCGUGCUCAACCACCGCGACAACUACUUGACGAUUCCGUUAGCGAACGUCCGUCAGCUGAUCGCCUCCAUCACCGACAACGUCUUGAUCUGUCUGACGAAUCUCACCAGAAAUCAUGACGAAUGUGGACGGAAUGCAUGCAUUCAGAUUGCUCUGAAGCCAGACUCAGCCAAGACAUUGUUGAACGUGCUUGCGAGUGGUAAUGUAGAGUGUCAGAAUCGAGUCCUUAUGGUCCUCUACAAUACGAACCUUUGCAUACCCGAUUACAAGUUGUUCUUUCUGGAUACGGUCGACGAUUACAAUCAGUCGAAUCUCAUCACGUUCAUUCUCCGUCUUCUGUGGAAUAACUUCGUACAGUUUAACAACUUCCCCGACACCGAACAAGUUCACCAUCGAAAGCAAAUCGACCGAGUGUUUCGGUUGUUAGCGAUCUUGUCGAAAAGUGAAGAGCUUCUCGAGCAGAUGACUGCCAUUUUCAGAGAGCACAAUCCGUUGCCGUUACUGCGACCGUUCCGCACCAACGACUUUGGCGCCCAUCGGGAUUUCCUCGAGUUUCUCGAUGUUCUCAGUUCGGAUCCGAAAAGGCCUAAGGAAGAGAAAUGGGAUAACGUUGGCUACUUCUUUCAAACCGUUGGAAGAAGUCACGGAUCGGUUAUUGGACCGAUUCAGUUUCUCCAAUUUCUCACCAACAACUCUUUAAUUAAGUCGCUAGGAUACGACAUACGUCGCCUUCCGGCCGAACUGAAAUCUGUGGCGUGGAUGGUCGGAAGGUGGAGGUCAGAGUUCGGUGGCAAGGCGUACUUUCCUACUAUACCAAAAUUCACCUACGGAGAGCAAAUCGACAUCUCCAUAAGUGACAUUGCAAGGAACAGCACACCGUCGUUGAACUAUACGGCAUUCGCGUGGGACAUCAGCGCGCCUGAGAGCGAGCUGGUGGAGAUCCACAGCGAGAACGGCUACAUCUCAGCCACUGAGGAUCCUAAGACCGGUAAAACUAUCAUUUCACUGACUACGGCUAUGAGCAAUGGUGGGUGUCAUGCUAAUGCUUAG
This is a messenger RNA of Angiostrongylus costaricensis, 2214 nucleotides long. NCBI's taxonomy places the organism in Eukaryota, Metazoa, Nematoda, Chromadorea, Rhabditida, Metastrongylidae. The record is from the annotation of a GenBank genome assembly.